AUGUCUCAGGUAGACCCACCCUCCUUAAUUGAGCCUUUGGAGGUCACCUCUGACACCUCUGGCCCAGCUGAGGGGGGUGACGUUGCUGCUGACAACACAGCAGCCACUCAUCGCUCACCGUGCUUGGAGACCCCUACUGGGUUUCCACCUCGGCUGUCUUCGUCGCCUCUGGAGCCUGUUGCUAUCGACUCCGGUGCCGGUGGGGGUGGUGACACUGGGGGUGCGGACAGUGCGGGAGGCGACUCUGACGGUGCUGGUUCUGGAGGUGCUGAGUCUGGAGGUGCUGGUUCUGGAGGCACUGAGCAUCCUGGUGGUGGAGGAGUCGUCGAUGCUUCUGUCCGAGGUUCUGGUGGUGGCCAGCAGCAGCUGACUCGUCGACUUAAGGCUCUCUCACCGCAGCAGCUUCGCGAGUGGGUUACUAGGCGGUUCCGCUCUGGUGGCGAUGCUGGAGGCGCUGGUGCUGGAGCUUCUGCGGCUGACGCUACUGGUGGUACUGGUGCUGGAGGCGCCGGAGCUAGAGUUACUAGAGGUGCACGGGGCUCCGAGGUUGGAGGUACUGGUUUUGGAGGUACUGGAGGUACUGGAGGUUCUAUCGGUGCUGUAUGUCUUGGUGCUGGAGCUACUGGAGAUGUCCGUGCUAGAGUCACUGGAGCUGGAGGUACUGGCACUGGAGGUACUGGCCAGCAGCAGCUGACUCGUCGACCCAAGGCUCUCUCACCACAGCUGCUUCGCGAGUGGGUUACUCGGCGGUUCCGCUCUGGUGGUGACGCUGGAGGCGCUAGUAGUGGAGCUCCUAUGGCUGACGCUACUGGUGGUCCUGGUGCUGGAGGUGUUGGAGCUGUCGGUGCUGGAAGCACUGAACCUGUAGGUACUAGUACUGGAGGUAGUGGAAAUACUGGUGCUGGAGGUGCUGGGGACGCUGGAGCUAUAGGUUCUGGAGCUGGCGCUGCUGGUACUGGAGGUAAUGGACCUGGAGGUAAUCGUGCUGGAGGCACCGGAGCUGGAGGUACUGGAGGUGCUAUAGGCGCUGGGCCGGAAGGUCCUGGUGCUGGAGGUACUGGAGCUGGAGGUGCUGGUGCUGGAGGUACUGGAGCUAUACGUACUGGUACUAGAGGUGCUGGAGGUACUGGAGGUCUUGGAGCUGGAGGUGCUGGAGGUGCUGGUGCUGGAGGUUCUUAG
Messenger RNA from Closterium sp. Yama58-4, 1179 nucleotides. The record is from the annotation of a GenBank genome assembly. Lineage: Eukaryota; Viridiplantae; Streptophyta; Zygnematophyceae; Desmidiales; Closteriaceae.